AACUACCCUAACAACAAAAAAAAAAAAAAACAGCAACUGAAAUGCAUAUAACGCACAACAACAAACCAACAACCAAACUCUACAACAAUUACAACAAGAGAAAAGUUGAAUUUUCCCUCAACUGUUGCGCCUGCGCCUUAAAAUCGCCUUAGAAAAAAGCGCCUUAAAAAGCACUUGCUCCCAAUCGUCAUCGAACAGCCCAUACGAAAUACAUACCAAUAACAGCCCCUAGGAAGCGGAAGCACUACCAGAGACCAGAAACCGGACACCAGGCAUCAGGCACCAGGCACCACCACAAUCACCUUCUUCAACCACCAGCAGCAAAAGCCAAAAAAGCGUGCAGAGGGAAAUGAGAUGAAGUGGUUUCAAGUGACCAUAGAUAUGAUUCUUGUGCUUUCAUUUAUAUCAAGCAGCACAGCGAAUCCGGAUGCCAAGAGAUUGUACGACGAUUUGCUGAGCAAUUACAACAAACUUGUCCGGCCGGUGGUAAAUGUUACGGACGCUCUCACCGUUCGCAUCAAGCUGAAGCUGUCGCAACUGAUUGAUGUCAAUCUAAAGAACCAAAUCAUGACCACCAAUCUGUGGGUGGAGCAGUCCUGGUACGAUUACAAACUAAAAUGGGAGCCAAAGGAGUACGGCGGCGUCGAAAUGCUCCACGUUCCCUCCGAUCACAUCUGGCGUCCGGACAUCGUGCUCUACAACAACGCCGACGGCAAUUUCGAGGUGACGCUGGCCACCAAAGCCACUCUGAACUACACGGGACGUGUGGAGUGGCGUCCGCCAGCCAUUUACAAGAGCUCCUGCGAGAUUGAUGUCGAGUACUUUCCGUUCGAUGAGCAAACCUGCGUCAUGAAGUUUGGCAGCUGGACCUACGACGGUUUUCAGGUGGAUCUGCGUCACAUCGAUGAACUGAAUGGCACCAAUGUUGUUGAAGUGGGCGUGGAUCUAUCCGAAUUCUAUACAUCCGUCGAGUGGGAUAUACUUGAAGUUCCUGCAGUGCGCAAUGAGAAGUUCUAUACGUGCUGCGAUGAGCCAUAUCUGGACAUCACAUUUAACAUCACGAUGCGCAGGAAGACGCUUUUCUACACGGUCAACCUGAUCAUCCCCUGCAUGGGCAUCAGCUUUCUAACCAUAUUGGUGUUCUAUCUGCCAUCAGACAGUGGCGAGAAGGUCUCAUUAAGCAUAUCCAUUCUGCUGUCGCUCACCGUGUUCUUCCUGCUGCUGGCGGAAAUCAUUCCGCCCACAUCGCUGGUGGUGCCGCUGCUGGGAAAGUUUGUGCUCUUCACCAUGAUACUGGAUACGUUCAGCAUCUGUGUGACAGUCCUGGUCCUGAACAUCCACUUUCGGUCGCCCCAGACCCACACAAUGGCCCCUUGGGUGAGGACGGUGUUCAUCAAUCAGCUGCCGCGAUUCCUGGUCAUGCGGCGGCCCCUAUAUCCGAUCAGUGAAAUGAUCAAAUCCUCGCGCCGUCUAAUGGUGCGCACCUGUAAUGGACUCGAACUGAGGGAUCAAAUACCACCGUUGCCACCGCCCGUGGCCUUGUCGCGCAUGCACCACAGCCCCAAGACGACGUCUCGCAGCACCUCGCCACACCUGCAACACAGAGUACAAACCCUUAAUCUGAUGGACGAGUGUGGCAUGGGAAUGGGAAUGGGUGGUGGCGGUGGUGGUGGUGGUGGGGCGUCCACUAUAACCGGCCACCUUAGCUCCCUGUAUCCGCCGACCAUCUCGACGGUGAAUCAGCAAACCUCGACCACAUCCUCGCUGAUCGAUGCCCAAUACCACAAUCAGUACCAGCAGACCGGGGGCUCGCUGCUGGACCACCCGCUGACGCCAACGAAGUUCCGCCAGAUGACCUCCACCUCCAGCCAGACGGGUCAGAACGGCCAGAACGGAAACGGGCAACACCAUCACUAUGGGGCCGGCGGGGGGAAGUCGUCCUCCACCUCGACGCUGACCCACCAGCAGGCCAGCGGCCAUCACUUGUACCGCCAGCAGUCGAGCUGUUCGGCAAACUUCUCGCCGCUGCCGCAGCAUGCCCAUCAGGCCCAUGCCUCGACCACCACCAGCGACCUGUGCAUGGGCAUGGGCAUGGGCAUGGGGAUGGGGAUGGGCAUGGGGAUGGGUCUGGGGGGCAAUGGGAACCCCAAUGUGAUAAAGUCUACGACGACAGUUAACUCGGUGGCCACGGCCUCCACGCUGGCCGAUUCCUGUUGCAGCGGCAUCCAGAUACACCAGGGCAUGGGCGCCGGUGCCGCCUGCCAAUCCUCGGAGCUGCUCCAGCACCAUCGACCCACCACAUCAGCAGCAGCAGCGGCGGCGGCGGCUGCAGCUGCGGCAGCUGCUGGAGGAGGACCAAGUACCUCGGCAGCGGCGGCAGCAGCCUCGGCUGGUACGCCACCGCCACCACCACCACCGCCGCCGGCGGCGGCCUGUGAUAUACUGCCCGCCUGCCAGCGAGAGGGCGGCCCUCACUGCUGUUCGGGGCGCGGAAACGUCCGGCAACGCUGGCACACCUGCCCGGAGCUGCACAAGGCCAUGGACGGGGUCAACUACAUCGCGGAUCAGACGCGCAAGGAGGAGGAGAGCACAAGGGUGAAGGAGGACUGGAAGUACGUGGCCAUGGUGCUGGAUCGUCUGUUCCUCUGGAUAUUCACAAUAGCCGUAGUCGUCGGCACCGCCGGCAUCAUCCUGCAGGCACCGACGCUCUACGACACCCGCGUGCCCAUCGACAUCAAGCUCUCAGAGAUCGCCUCGACGACGGCCAAGCCGAAUGUGGCGCGGCCUAUCUUGUAAGGUGCCCCUCCCCCUCCCCCUCCAACCACUCCUCCCCCAAGUCCCGAUCGUGGUAUCGAUGGAUAUCGGGAUCGGUAGGCGUUACCAACCAUUACCAUAUAACAUAUAUGUACACACACACACAGUCUGAAAAAGCCAGCAGAAAAAACCAUAACAAAAGGAUGGUGAAUGGAAUUCGCAUUUGUUUUUUC
Drosophila persimilis is the source of this 2987-nucleotide messenger RNA. RefSeq names its product acetylcholine receptor subunit alpha-like (gene nAChRalpha3). Gene Ontology annotation, biological process: nervous system process; chemical synaptic transmission; regulation of membrane potential. Gene Ontology annotation, molecular function: transmembrane signaling receptor activity; acetylcholine-gated monoatomic cation-selective channel activity. Bases 355 to 2796 code for a protein of 813 amino acids. NCBI's taxonomy places the organism in Eukaryota, Metazoa, Arthropoda, Insecta, Diptera, Drosophilidae. Gene Ontology annotation, cellular component: neuron projection; postsynaptic membrane; synapse. The record is from RefSeq and is a predicted model, not a curated record. The transcript is spliced from 10 exons.